Saxophila tyrrhenica is the source of this 1518-nucleotide messenger RNA. It is a transcript of the gene PGS1, whose product is annotated as CDP-diacylglycerol--glycerol-3-phosphate 3-phosphatidyltransferase. The transcript is spliced from 4 exons. Gene Ontology annotation, biological process: cardiolipin biosynthetic process. The record is from RefSeq and is a predicted model, not a curated record. The coding region runs from base 1 to 1518 and encodes 505 amino acids. Gene Ontology annotation, cellular component: mitochondrion. NCBI's taxonomy places the organism in Eukaryota, Fungi, Ascomycota, Dothideomycetes, Mycosphaerellales, Extremaceae. Gene Ontology annotation, molecular function: CDP-diacylglycerol-glycerol-3-phosphate 3-phosphatidyltransferase activity.
AUGAUCACACGGCGAGCCUUCACCUGUAGGCGGCUGGCAAGCACUUUCAGCGCACCCGCAACACCACCUCCAUCUUCCGUCUCGCCUCUUUCGGCGUUGACGUCGGAGCUGGAUAAGAUCUCACCUCGUUUCGAUGUUUCCGCGGACUCGAUUGGGAUUAUCAGAGGCCCGGCGGAGUUCUACGAUGCUUUGAAGACGAAGAUAGCUUCUGCACAACGGCGGAUCUACCUUUCAACGUUGUAUGUCGGCAAGACUGAACAUGAGCUUAUUGCCACAGUCCAUGAUGCACUGAAGAGGAACCCAGAUCUAAAAGUCUCCUUCCUCACGGACGCUCUUCGCGGCACACGCGAAGAGCCCAGCCCAUCAUGCGCAAGCCUUCUGGUCUCACUGAUCACGGACUUCGGACCUGAGCGGGUGGAAGUCCGAGUAUACCACACGCCUAAUUUAACCGGCAUCCGCAAGAAGAUCCUCCCCAAACGCAUCAACGAAGGCUGGGGCUUGCAACACAUGAAGCUGUACGGUAUUGACGACGAGAUCAUCAUGUCGGGCGCCAACUUGUCCAACGACUACUUCACGGAUCGCCAGGAUAGGUAUCAUGUUAUCAAGUCCAGGGACAUUACCGACUACUUCUACAACAUCUACCGCACAACAUGCGAUCUCAGCUUCCGAGUCCUCCCUACAGCCGAACCCAAUGGCUUCGAACUACAUUGGCCUACCACAAACGUCGGCUCAUCACCACUCGAAGACCCAAAAGCCUACAUCGCUUCCGCCACCAAAGCCCUAGCACCCCUCUUGAUACCCUUCCCAUCCGGCCCCUCCCCCGAGAAAGCCACCGACACCCAAAUCUACCCUCUCCUCCAACUAACCCCACUCCUCAAACCCGACACCUCCACCGAACUCCCAGCCCUCACCGACAUCCUCCGCAAACUAGGCACUGUCCCUUCCUUAGCCGGUUCAAAGUGGACCUUCACAGCCGGCUACUUCAACAUGACGCCCGACAUCCGCGACCUCCUGCUCAACUCUAAACCGUCCAGCGCGGUUGUCGUCGCCGCUUCACCGUGGGCCAACGGGUUCUACGGCAGCAAAGGCGUCUCCGGUCUGCUGCCGUCAGCGUACACGUACCUCGCGCGCCGCUUCCUGGACACCGUGUCUCGCGCCGGACUAGGCGAGAACAUCGCCCUGAAAGAAUGGCGACGCGGAACCGUCAAUACCCCAGGCGGCUGGACGUACCACGCGAAAGGGAUCUGGAUCACUCUCCCGGGGCAGGAGAACCCGAGUGUCAGUCUCGUGGGCAGUUCCAACUAUACGAAACGCAGCUACUCGCUGGAUCUGGAAGCGAAUACGCUGAUCGUGACGCAGAACGCGGAUUUGCAGCGCCGGUUGGGGGAGGAGGAAAGGUGGUUGCAGGAGUAUGCGACGGUGAUGGGGCGGGAUGACUAUGCGAGGAAUGAGAGGAGGGUGGGGUUGCACGUUCGGGUGGCCAUGUGGAUUGUUACGCUCGUUGGGGGUGCACUGUGA